Eufriesea mexicana is the source of this 1560-nucleotide messenger RNA. It is a transcript of the gene shv, whose product is annotated as DnaJ heat shock protein family member shriveled. Gene Ontology annotation, molecular function: misfolded protein binding. The transcript is spliced from 4 exons. Gene Ontology annotation, biological process: protein folding; protein maturation. Gene Ontology annotation, cellular component: endoplasmic reticulum. The record is from RefSeq and is a predicted model, not a curated record. Lineage: Eukaryota; Metazoa; Arthropoda; Insecta; Hymenoptera; Apidae. Bases 35 to 1111 code for a protein of 358 amino acids.
CUAAGCUUCGUUGUUUGUUGUAACGUCUGCUAGAAUGGCAGCGAUAAAAUUGAUUUGGACUCUCUUUAUAAAUUUAACAAUAUGUGUAAUUCUAACUGUGGCAGAGAGAGAUUUUUAUGCCAUUUUAGGCGUACCAACAACAGCAAGUCAACAUGCAAUAAAAAAAGCAUACAGAAAGUUGGCAAAGGAAUUACAUCCUGAUAAAAAUAAAGAUGAUCCAAAUGCUUCUCAGAAAUUUCAAGAUCUCGGUGCAGCUUACGAAGUUCUAUCAGAUAAUGAGAAGAGAGAAAUAUAUGACAAAUGUGGAGAAGAAUGUUUUAAAAAAGAUGGUACGAUGAACAAUGUUGAGCCAUUUCCAAGUUUCUUUGGUGAUUUUGGUUUUCAUUUUGGUGGAGAAUCUCAUCAUCAACAAGAAACACCUAAAGGUUCUACUGUCAUAAUGGAUUUAGUAGUUACUCUAGAAGAAUUAUAUAGCGGGAAUUUCAUAGAGAUAACAAGAAAUAAGCCAGUAAUGAAGGCAGCGAAAGGAGUAAGGAAGUGUAAUUGCAAGCAAGAGAUAGUUACUCGAAAAUUAGGAAAUGGUCGAUUUCAAAUGAUGCAUCAAUCAGUUUGCGCAGAGUGUCCAAAUGUUAAAUUUGUUACCGAAGAACGUGUGUUUGAGAUUGAAAUAGAAGCUGGUAUGGUAGAUGGACAAGAGAUUAAAUUGACAGCAGAAGGUGAACCACAUUUGGAUGGAGAACCUGGAGAUCUAAUUUUAAAGAUACGAACACAACCACAUGAAAUUUUUGAAAGAGUCGGCGAUGAUCUGUACACAAAUGUUACUAUAUCUAUGCAAGAUGCUCUAAUAGGUUUCAAAAUGAACAUAGAACAUUUAGAUGGUCACAAAGUGGCUAUUCAGAGGGAUAAAAUAACUAAACCAGGAGCUCGUAUUAAGAAAAAGGGGGAAGGAAUGCCUAAUUACGAGAAUAACAAUCUUCAUGGCGCUUUAUAUAUUACAUUCGACGUGGCAUUCCCUGAGACAGAAUUCACAGAUGCACAGAAAGAAGAAAUAAAAAAUCUAUUCCAACAAAAUUCUGUAAAUCGAGUUUAUAACGGAAUAAGGGAAAAUUAAAAAAUUCAAGUGUAACGUAUGUACAAAGUGACACUAUAAAGAGUGCAUACAACUGAAGUGCGUGUAUUGACUUUGUGUGUUUCUAUACCAAGUGGUGUUUUCGCUUCCUUGAAACAUGGCUACCAACAGGUUUGGUAACCUGCUAUUAGGUCAGUUGAAGUGGAUACAUAUAGCGUAACAUAAUAACCAUUGCAAGUACACGUACUUCCUCUUUGAUUAUAAAAAAUCGGUCGAAUACUAUUAUUGCCAAUUAUCGAUAUGUAUAUUAGCAAUGGUUAAACAUUUUAUUUAACAGAAUAAGUUAUUUUUCGUUUAAUAUGCGUGGGUGAUGUAUGAGUGUUUUACAUGAACAGAAAUUUUGCAUUUAAAUAGUAAGAGGUACUCCAUUGAUCAAGUUCUUAAACAUUGGGUUUAGUAUUGAAAUACAAAGAAUUAGCAAAGUAUUGUAU